AAUAUUUCUGUUCAAAUGUUGGUAAUUCUGUCACUGAUGACACUUGAUUCAUUUUCAUUGACUAGUGACGUCGGUUUAUGGGAGGUGGAUAUUUGUGCGAAGUUUAUAAUUUAAGACAUUUUUAAAGAUAUUACAGUGUCAAGAUUUCAUAUAACCAUGGCUGAUAACGAACAGAAGGCAAUGCAAUUGUUAGUGGAGGCUGAAAAAAAGUUAACAUCUUCGAAGGGCUUCUUCGGUUCGCUAUUUGGAGGAUCAUCAAAGUUUGAAGAAGCUGUAGAAUGUUAUCAACGUGCUGCAAAUAUGUUCAAGAUGGCAAAAAAUUGGAGUUCUGCAGGAAGUGCAUUUUAUGAAGCAGCAGAGUUACAUGCUAAAGCAGGCAAUCGUCAUGAUGCAGCUACUAAUUAUGUAGAUGCUGCUAAUUGUUUUAAAAAAUCUAAUAUAAAUGAGGCAAUCAGUUGUCUAUUAAAGGCAAUUGAAAUUUAUACUGAUAUGGGUCGAUUCACAAUGGCAGCCAAACAUCAUCAAAGUAUAGCUGAGAUGUAUGAAAGUGAAGCUGUAGAUCUUGAGAGAGCUGUUCAUCAUUAUGAGCAAGCUGCUGAUUAUUUUCGAGGAGAAGAGAGCAAUUCCUCUGCAAAUAAAUGUCUUUUGAAAGUUGCACAGUAUGCUGCACAACUUGAAAAUUAUGAAAAAGCUAUUCAAAUUUAUGAACAGGUUGCAUCUGCAUCUUUAGAAAGUUCUUUAUUAAAAUAUAGUGCAAAAGAAUAUUUUUUCCGAGCGGCGCUAUGCCAUUUAUGUGUUGAUGUAUUAAAUGCUCAACAUGCAAUUGAACGUUAUCAAGAACAAUAUCCUGCAUUCCAAGAUUCUAGAGAAUACAAAUUGAUAAAGACAUUAAUAGAACAUAUCGAGGAACAACAACUCGAAGGUUUUACAGAAGCAGUAAAGGAAUAUGAUUCAAUUUCACGAUUGGAUCAGUGGUACACAACAGUAUUAUUACGUAUUAAAAAGCAAGUUGACGAUAAUCCAGAUUUGCGCUGAUCGGUUGUUCCUAUUUUGUGCUAUUUCUUAUCGAUGAUAUUAUUAAUCCAAUUCUAUAUGUAUUCUUUUUUAAGUCAUAUCCUGCUUUCAGUGAAACUUGUAAAGUAGUUUCAUUUUUGUACCCAAAUAUAUUUUUCAUAACAUCUCCUUGCUCUCUUGGCAACUAUUACAUUCAUCAUUUAAGUUAUCAUGAAUUUAUAGAAUAUUGUCAUUAAAAAAUAUAAAGAAAAAAGAGAGAAAUGAACUUCAAAUAUUCUAUGAUCAUUAGUAGUUAAUUUAAAAUGCCCAUGUACAAGGCAUAAAAUUAAAUAUAGAGAUAAAUAAUAUUUAAACUUUGUUGAUAUUCUCACAUUUAUAAAUAUAUAAAUAGCUUGCCAGAAGCUACAGCUUGUGCAGUUUCAUUUUGCAGCAUGCAAUUGCAAUUAAUUAUUCAAUCAAAAAUAAUUUGUUUAUUCAUUAGUUAGUAGAUGUAUAAUUUUAUAUAUAUAAUAUUUUUAAAAUUUGUUGAUAUUUAUUAAUAACUUGAAGUAAUUAUUAAUAAUAACAAUAUAUAUAUAUGCAAUAUAUAAGAUUUUAUAGUUACCGAAAAACAAUUACAAAUUAUGUUAUUAUAUAGAUUACUACUUUCAAUAACAAUAUCAUUCGAUUCUGUAUCUGUUUCACUUGGAAUUGUUAUAACAGAACGGUAGAUCGUCAGUUCUUUACACUGCCAGAGUAUCAGAAUAACGAAUAUGGUAUGCAUAUUAUAAUCUUCGGGAAAUGAUGUAUUUUGUAUAUUAUAUUGAAUUUUCUUGUUUUUCUUAAAUUUUAAUUUCUGUAAAAUUGUAUUUAAAUUACAAUUUAAAAUUUUAAUUAUAUUCUCUAUAUUUUAUAAAGUAGAUGAAACAUAUUCAUAUUGUUGGAAACUGAAAAUGACGGUGCAUUUAAUUGCAAAUAUCGUAACAUCUUAUUUUUAUUUUAUUAAAAUUAAUAUUUAUUUAUAUUCUUCCAUUAUUGAAAAUUAAUUUUGUCAUUGUAUAUUUGUACUUAGAUGUAGAAUUGAAAUAAUAUGUAUUAGUGAUUAAAAAUGCGAUAAAUAUUGUAAAAAAAAAAAUUUAUUUUAAUUAAUUUAUUGUUAUUUAACAAAUUGGAUAUUGUGAAUUUACUACAUUUUAUAUUUAAAACAAAUUGUAUUGUUUGAAUAUACAUUUACAAAAUAUAUACAUAUAUAAAUAUUCCAUUGUUAAGUAGGGAUAAGUAAUAAAAAUUUUUGCAUGCACAGAAAAUAAUAAACCGUGCAUUUCAUAAAUAUUGCGAAAAAAAACAAUUUUUGAUGCACAUAAUUAAUAUUGCGUUAUUUCCAUUAUGGAAUAGUUUCGAAUUGUAAAAAAAAUUCAAUAAAAAAGAGUUGCAGGUAGCGAAAAGUAAUGUCUAGAUCAUAUAUUCUUCUAUAUCUUCUUUAAAUAUAUAUUACGAAACAUAUUAAUAUAUGUACAUAUAUGUUAAUAUAUUAUUUAAUAAUAAUUAUUUAAUAAAUAAUUAAUAAUUUAUUCAUCAACGUAUGAUCAGUACUUGUUUUUUUAGAAUUUAAACAACAUUUAGAUUCAAAAUUGUAUCUUAAUUGUAAUUAUUAUUAUGCUGCGUAUGAUUUUUUCGAAAUCCUGAAAACAAAUAUAACUUAAGUAAUUUAAACAUCGUCAUUUAAUAGGAUUGAAAAAAAAUGACUUUUAAUGAUGCGACUUUUAAUGAAUUUGACGUUAUGAUGUGCGUAUCAUCAAUCAUUUUUAAUUUUUUUUUUUUUAUAAAAAAUCAUUUAAAAUUUAUUUUUUUAUUUUAUUUAAUUUAUUCAAGUAAUGUAAUGGAAAAAGUUAGUAUGUAUGUAUGACAUGGAUACUCUGGAUUUGUAUUCCUUUAUUAAAAAACGCAGAAAUUUGUUUUUGUCAUUUAUAUAAAAAUUUAUUUAUAUAUGCAUUUACGUAUGUUCGUAUUUGUUUUCUGAUGAUGAAAGUAUAUUACGAUAAUAGAAACUCGUAUAUUAUUAAUUUAUUUUGUUUUAUAUUAUAUGUAAGACAAUGAUUGCAAUGUCAAUAUUUAAACAGCACUACGCAAUGGAUUUCUUAGUAUAUAGUAAUUAAUGUGCUUAAAAAAACUACACGCUUGUAAUAAAUGAUAAGUCAUGAUAUCAUACCAUGCAAAAGAUAUUUGAAUCAUUUUAUAAAGUGCCGUAGUCGAUAUUUAAAUAUUAUAUCGAAACUCUCUAAAUUAUGGAAUGUUAAUAAAAUAGAUGAUAUAAUAGUGUUCUACUUUAUUUAAAAAUUUCAUAAGAUUAAUUGUAUAAAACAUGUAUAACUUUCUUUCAAUAUAAUAUUUAAACAAUAUAUAAAAUAUAUAUCUACAUAUUAUAAAAUGGAUAAAUAUAGUGUUUUCUUUACAUUGUACACAUAUAUGAUUGCAUAUUAUGAUAGUAUUACUUUGUAAAUAAAAAUAAUUGAAUACAAAGCUCAGUGUCUAUAUCAUGAAUCAUUGUAUUUUUAGUUUAUGAAUUAAAAUAAAAUUGAAAUUAUUAAUGUUUCUAAAAAAGAAAAUAAAAUAUUUUUCACAGUAUUAUAAAAUCAAUUUUAAAUAUAACAACCGCUAAAGUGUUUAAUGUGUAAUAUGAUUGGUUCAUGUAAAACUCAUAUUUUUAACAAAUUGUACACAUUGUAUUACUUGAAAUAUUAAUUAUAAAAUUUAAUAAUAUAUUAAUAUUAUAAAAUUAAAAUACAAUAUAAUAUAAAUCAUAUUGAAAUAAAAAUUAAAAAAUCAUGAUUACUUUUCAAAAUUGUAUUGAAAAUUUCAACCAAUAGGUAACAAGCGCUAUAGGAAAGUGGUCUUCCUCAUUGGAAGAAAGUAUUUUGAUAUGCACACACACACAUACUUCUUGUCAAGAAUGCGGUCAGUGAACUGCUGGUCUUAAUAUUUGAAUAUCGAUUAAAAACAAUUACAUCCUCAAAAUAUCUAAAGUGAAUGGAUAAAAAAUUAAAUAAAGAAAACUAUAUAAAUAUCGUAUCGUAAUUAUACUAACUUUUACGUAUACCAUUUCAAUUAUAUUUUUUUCAUUUUAUACACAAUUCUUAUUUGAAAGGCAGUACUUCACGUACGGAUGCUCGAAGAUUGCUCGUUCUAAUAGAUGUGCUGUGAGCACUGCUUUCGAUUACUCCGUUUUCUUUGCAAAUCAUUUUCUUAAUUAAUUUCAAUUAUACAACAAAAUACAGAAACAAAAUUUUUUUGUUUCUGUUGUGAAUAAUUAAGCCCCGGAUCAUCGAAAUAGCAAGAGAAUCUUGCUUUUAAAUACGUUUAUCUUGGGACAGAAUGGCACGUGGACAACAGAAAAUUCAAUCACAAGCCAAAGCAGCUGAGAAAGCUGCAAAAGUAAAAAAACAACAAGGACAUAGUGCUAAUGAACAAAAAAAGGCUGCACAAAAAGCUUUAGUUCAUGUGUGCAUAGUUUGUAAGGUUAGUAUGUUAUUUAUUUUUUAUUAUAAAUUUUAGAGUUCUAAAAUACUUCUAAAAUUUAAAAAAUAAUGAUCUGUUUAUAGGCACAAAUGCCAGAUCCAAAGACAUAUAAACAACAUUUUGAGAAUAAACAUCCUAAGAAUGAUUUACCAGAAGAUUUAAAAAAUAUAUGAGAGUAACAUGUUGCACAAACAUGCAGGUUGGGAUGGAGAGAGCAACAAAAAAAUUAUUACAAAUGACAAAGUGAUAUAGUUCAACAUUCAACUAUUAAAUAGUCACAAACAAGAAAAAUAAAUUAAAUCUUGUUAGUGUUUAAAAUGAACUAUCGCACAGUUAACAAUUGAAUUUUUGUGCACAGCUCCAAAUUGUAAUAUUAUUGAUAAUUCAUGUGUAAAACAAAAUUGUUCAUUUUUUUCCAAAGAUACUCAAUAAUGUUCAUCUAAUACAUGAUCACUAAAUUUUCAUUUGACAUGUAUAUUGUUAAAAAAAUAAAGUUAAUCAAUUUAGCAGAAUAA
Molecule: messenger RNA, 5024 nt
Organism: Apis cerana (Asiatic honeybee)
Lineage: Eukaryota; Metazoa; Arthropoda; Insecta; Hymenoptera; Apidae
Gene: alphaSnap
Product: Alpha-soluble NSF attachment protein
Biological process (GO): SNARE complex disassembly; intracellular protein transport
Cellular component (GO): SNARE complex; vacuolar membrane
Molecular function (GO): syntaxin binding; soluble NSF attachment protein activity
Source: RefSeq, a predicted model, not a curated record